This is a messenger RNA of Chenopodium quinoa (quinoa), 1044 nucleotides long. RefSeq lists its product as uncharacterized. Bases 1 to 1044 code for a protein of 347 amino acids. NCBI's taxonomy places the organism in Eukaryota, Viridiplantae, Streptophyta, Magnoliopsida, Caryophyllales, Amaranthaceae. The transcript has a single exon. The record is from RefSeq and is a predicted model, not a curated record.
AUGGCCGUUAGUGACAAGAAAUUCAAUGAGAUGAUGACCCAUAAUAAAAUGCUCGAAAACCAAAUUUCUCAACUUGCUAAUGCUGUGAAAGACCAAGAAAGCCCUUCUUCUUUACCCUCACAAGGCCUAGAUCCCAAGAAACCCGUGAAUGCUAUUGUUACAAGGAGUGGUAAGAUUCUUGAGGAGAGAUUGCCUAGGAAGAGUGAAGACAAGGAGGUCCCCAAGGAAGCUUUGGUUGAGAAUGAGGGAGAUAGAGUAUCUUUAGAUGAGGUUGUGGUUGAGGCACCUAGAGAGGUGAGAGUGGAGAAAGAGAUUGUGAAACCCAAGCUCCCUUAUCCCCAAAAAUUCAUGAGACACAAAUUGGAUGAGCAAUUUGGGAGAUUUAUUGAUAUGCUCAAACAACUUCACCUUUCUCUACCUUUCACCGAUGUGAUCAACCAAAUGCCCAACUACGCCAAAUUCCUCAAAGACAUUUUGAGUGGGCAAAAGACUUGUGAUUUUGUGGAGACUAUCAACUUGACUGAGAAUUGUAGUGCGAUCAUCAUGAACAAAAUUCCACCCAAGUUGAAAGACCUCGGAAACUUCUCUAUGCCUUGUGCUAUUAACAAGAUGCAAAUUGAUAAUGCCCUAUGUAACUUAGGAGCUAGUGUAAGCCUAAUGCCAUAUUCGGAUUAUCAAAUACUUGAUCUAGGGGAACUCUUACCUUCCAACAUUACCUUGCAACUAGCCGAUAGGUCAAUCAAGUUUCCAAAAGGUAAAGUGGAAGAUGUUCCAUUGAGGGUUGAGAAGUUUGUGAUCCCGGUGGAUUUUGUUGUACUUGAAAUGGAUGAAGAUGCUACCAUUACUAUCAUUCUAGGUAGACCCUUUCUUGCUACCUCGGGUGCUAUGAUAGAUGUCAAGAGUGUAAAGAUUUCUCUUAAGGUAGGAGAUGAGGUCAUAGAAUUCGAUUUGAAUGAAAGCAUGAAAUAUUCAUGUUCUUCUCUAGAAAAUUGCAUGAUGAUUGAAUCUCUUGAUCAUGUUGUGUCUUCAAUGCAUGAACACUGA